Molecule: messenger RNA, 3461 nt
Organism: Exaiptasia diaphana
Lineage: Eukaryota; Metazoa; Cnidaria; Anthozoa; Actiniaria; Aiptasiidae
Product: squamous cell carcinoma antigen recognized by T-cells 3
Exons: 27
Coding region: 43-2724 (893 amino acids)
Biological process (GO): RNA processing
Molecular function (GO): protein binding; RNA binding
Source: RefSeq, a predicted model, not a curated record
AAUACAAAGAUCGAAAACGACGAGAAAACGUCAAACAAACAAAUGGACGGUGCCAGCGACAGCUCAGACGAGGAAAACAUGGAUCAAGAUGAUGAUUCUGAACCAGAAGAAGUUACCGAGAAAGUAGUUGACCCUGAAGUGCAUAAACUAGAACUCGAGGUCCAAGCUAAUCCUUAUAAGUAUGAUUCACAUUUACAACUCAUUAAGCUUGUACGAGCAUCUGGAGACUUGGAUAAACUAAGAGAAAUAAGACARAACAUGAGCAAGAUAUUUCCUCUUACUGAAGAACUUUGGCUAGAGUGGAUAAAGGAUGAACUUCCUCUUGCAUGUUUACCUGAACACAGAAAGAUGAUCCUGUCUCUCUUUGAGCAUGGAGUAAAAGACUACCAAUCUGUGAAACUAUGGAUUGAGUAUUGUCARUUCAUAAUGGACAACAUGGAAGGUGAUGAUGGUCUAUCAAAUGUAAGAGAUGUGUUUGAAAAAGCUAUUGUUGCAGCAGGACUUCAUGUCACAGAGGGUUCAUCAAUCUGGGAUGGUUACAGAGACUUUGAGAUGGCUAUUCUUGAUUCAUUUGAGCAAAUGCUGACAGAUGAGAACAAAAACACCAUGGAAGAAAAAAUUGAAUCUCAAAAAGAAAGAGUUAAGUCACUGUUUAGGCGACAAGUUGCUAUUCCUCUGUUAGGCAUGCAAGGAACAAUGAGGGAUUUUGAAGACUGGGUAGAGGAUGAAGAAGAAAUACCAGAAGCAGUUGAGCAGGCGCAUGCUAAAGCAUUGGCCAAACUAGAAGAAAUAAUACCUUAUGAAGAUACUGUUGCCAGUGCAGAGCCCCCAAAGCUCACUGAAUACAGGUCAUAUUUAGAGUACGAAGUCAAGAAGGGGGAUCCUGCUAGAAUACAAUGUCUUUAUGAGAGAGCAAUUAAAGAAAACUGCCUUGUGGGUGACCUGUGGAUAGAAUACACUGGAUAUCUGGACACCAAGUUAAAAAUGUCAUCUGUUGUGCUCCCAGUCUAUGAGCGUGCUCUACGCAACUGUCCUUGGGUUUCAGUGCUUUGGCAAAAUUACAUGAAAGCUUUGGAAAGAUCAAAAGCUAAAGAAACUACAAUGAAAGAGACACUAGACAAGGCUUUGACCUGUGGAUUCACUAACGCACAAGAUUAUCUUCAGUUAUGGCAUUGUUAUUGCUCGUUUCUGAGAAGACAAAUCCAAAAUUGGAGUCCAGAUAACGAACAAGUCAAAGCUCUCAGAGAGGGAUUUCAAAGUGCCAUUGAUUACAUUGAACAUUAUUUUGGCAAAGAUGGUGAUUCUACAAAUCUCCUUCGCAGGUACUGGGCACGUAUUGAGGCCUUCAAGAUGAAUGACAUAGAGGAAGCCCAAAAGCUUUGGGAAAAAGUGAUGACUGGCCAUGCUCGUGAGUUAGAGUACUGGUUGGAAUAUGCAAACUUGGCCAGAUCAUGUCGUUCAUUAUCGUUAUGCCGCAAGAUAUUACAGCGUGCUGUCCAGUCAGCCAGCGAUAACCCUGAAGGAGCUACGCAGGCUUUGCUGAGUUUUGAAGAUGAAGAAGGAACGUUGGAUGAAUGGGAUGCAUCAUACUCUCGCUGCCAUACUAGACUGACAAUAACCAAUGAACGACGAGCAAAGGCGGCAGAGAAAGAGGCAGCAAGAGAAGCUGAAAAAGCUGCUUCAGAUAAAGCAGCCAUGGAAAAGAGAAAAAAGGCAAAAGUAGCGAAAAAAGACGAGAAGAAACAGGAAAGACAGAAACAAAAUCUCAAAAGAAAGGCAAAAGAUGAGAAAUUCAACGAAAGACCCUCCUCUGCUACCAAGGAUUUUUUAGAGCCUGUCACGAAGAAGCCACAUGUUGAAGUAUCGAAUAAUGUAAACGAGCAAGAAGAAAAAAUGGAAGAACCUGAAAAGCCUAAAUAUGACAGGUCAGCAGAUAAAUGUAAAGUAUUCGUGAGUAAUCUUCUCUUUAAAGUCACAGAGGAACAGCUAAAAGAAAAGUUUUCUGAGCUCGGUGAAGUGGUUGAUGUUCGAAUCGUUAAAAACAUGGCCGGUCGAUCCAAGGGAUWUGCAUACAUUGAAUUUAAAGACGAGUCACCUGUCCCGGCAGCACUUGCGCUCGAUAGGAGCAACAUGGAGGGAAGGCCUAUGUUUAUCUCACCUUGUGUCGACAAAGCGAAAAAUCCGACGAAAUUCAAGUUUCCGACAUCGUUGGACAAGAAGACGCUGUUUGUUUCUAAUCUACCUUUCUCCAUUAAAGAGUCUGAAGUUGUGGACCUYUUCAAGAAGUUUGGUGAAGUUAAGCAAGUUCGUCUGGUCAGUAACAAAGCUGGUAAACCCAAGGGAUUUGGUUAUGUAGAGUUUGGUGACGAGCAAAGUGCUUCCAAGGCUGUAGUCGUCAUGGAUGGUUCUGUAGUUAGUGAGAGAACUAUCUCGGUYGCCUUAUCGAAUCCACCAACUAGGAAACCUACGACUCAACCAGAGAUAGCCUUACCACCCCCACCCCCUCCUGGAAGUCGAGGUCGUUCCAAGACUCAACUCGCACUCGUACCUCGAGCUUUGCAGAAAAAGCCAACAACCYCCUCGACGACUUCUACACCCUCCUCGACUCACACACCGGAAGACGCAUCUUUAGAUGCGAAAGAAGAAAAGAAGGCGGAAGAUAAAGAUGGAGAAGCGAAAAAGGGAUUCAGUAAUGACUAUUUUAGUAAACUGAUGCAAAAAUAACUAUCUGACUGGCAUUUUAUCCAGUAACUGAUGUUAGGAAAAYACUUUUAAAAAGGAUACAUUUUAUAGCAACCUUGUCGGGCUUUGUCUGGUAAUAACCAUACCUUAUUUGGCUCCUUUGCUACCAKGGUAACGCUGUAAUAAAUGUUCUGUAAAUAGAACCAAUUGAUUGGACAGUUGGUUCUCCUUAUGUUAAUAAGAAAAAAACUGACUUGGAGAACUAUUGAACAUCGUGUCUUUGCUCGCGUAGAUGUAGGGCAAAAUCUUUUGAUUUACCGAAAAAUUGAUAUAAUAUAAAACAAAAAAUACACUGUAAAAGCUUAAAUGGUAUAACAAAGUUUUAAUAACUGUACAACGGGUUUCAUAUUGCUACAUCCUGAAAAAUCUAUAGUCAAGAACAUUAACUGUGAUAAUACUUUACAGCUACCAGCGCCAUCUUGAAAGGCAGACAAGCCUUUAUAUCAAACUUUAAUGAGAGCAGUUGAGCUUGCUUGAGAGAACUGUGAAUAAUUGUCUUAUUAGGUUUGAACAAAAGGUGUAUAGAUACUGCAGGCUCAACUCCUCUUUUGCUUUGAUGUAGAGGCUUGGCUACAUUUCAAGAUGGCGGUUAGAACUAUAAAAUGGAGUAUUGUCCACCAUUUUUAUUCGCGUUGRUCAUCUCCAGCGCACUGUAAUCGAGAAAGAUAAAACAUGUUAUUGUUUAUGAUAAUAAAAAAUAUAUUAUCAACUUUACUGUC